Pseudonaja textilis is the source of this 598-nucleotide messenger RNA. RefSeq names its product NOP10 ribonucleoprotein (gene NOP10). Gene Ontology annotation, biological process: snRNA pseudouridine synthesis; positive regulation of telomerase RNA localization to Cajal body; rRNA pseudouridine synthesis. Gene Ontology annotation, cellular component: box H/ACA snoRNP complex. Lineage: Eukaryota; Metazoa; Chordata; Lepidosauria; Squamata; Elapidae. Gene Ontology annotation, molecular function: telomerase RNA binding; snoRNA binding. The record is from RefSeq and is a predicted model, not a curated record.
UAGGGGUUUAACGGAAGCGGUGAUAUCCACGUGUGUGUGUGUGUGUGUGCGGGGUAGGGUAAGGUACGCGGUAUUUUUUGUUUGUUUCAUAAUAACCUGUGAAGUUAGCGACGUUGCGGUUGCAGCUUGGCCACAAUGUUUCUGCAGUACUACAUCAAUGAACAAGGAGAGAGAGUCUACACUCUCAAGAAAAUGGAUCCGUCCGGCCAGCCAACAUGUUCAGCCCACCCUGCCCGCUUCUCACCUGAUGACAAAUAUUCUCGACACAGGAUCACUAUCAAGAAACGUUUUGGUGUCCUGAUGACCCAGCAGCCUCGGCCUGUGGUUUAAAUAUGCUUCCAUCCUGCUCCCAAGUUACAAAGGUGGCAAGAUAAGCUUUGAGAGCAGCUUUGAAGAAGAAGAUGAAGAAUACCUGAUGAUCUGCAUUCUGCCGUCCACAUUGUUGUCUUACUUUGCUGAUGUUUUUCAAACUUGACUUAAUGCCCUGUGUGUUUUGUGCACGAGGAAUUAUGACACCCUGCAAGCAAGACAAAAUUACUUUAUUCAUGUUUUUCCUGGCCAUGUAAUUCUGGAAAUAAAGUGUCAACCCAUAAAACAU